GAUAAAAACUGACAGCACAGUCAGUUCAAAGUCAAACUUUGAACUCUUCGUCAAUAACACUAUAUUAUAGUAUUACUUAUUUUGGUAAUUAAUUAACCGAAAAUGGUCGGAGGAUUAGUUGCAGGACGACUUGCGUUAGUGACCGGGGCAGGCUCAGGUCUUGGCCGUGCAGCAUGCCAGGUGUUGUCCAGAGAAGGUGCUACUGUCAUAGCAGCUGACAAAAACUAUAAUGCUGCUGUAGAAACUAUUAAGACCCACACUGCUUUAGCUUCAGGUGCCAACGAUCAGGAUCACAUGGCGGUAGAAUUAGAUGUCUCAGACUCAACUGCUGUGAGGAACCUGUUGGACACGGUAAUGAAACAGAGCAAAGUACCGCCUACAAUAAUAGUCAACUCUGCUGGCAUCACAAGAGACAACUGGCUAUUGAAACUGUCCGAACAAGAUUAUGAUAGUGUACUUAAUACUAAUUUAAAGGGUACUUUUCUAGUCAUGCAAACAUUUGCAAAGGCGAUGACAGAAGCAGGGCUUCCCGGCUCUAUUAUUAAUAUUUCUAGUAUCGUUGGCAAAUACGGAAACAUGGGUCAAACAAAUUAUGCUGGCAGCAAAGCUGGAGUGGUCGCGAUGACACAGUCAGCUGCUAAAGAAUUAGGAAAAUAUAACAUAAGAGUAAACGCAAUUCUACCUGGUUUCAUAGACACCCCUAUGGCGAAUGCAGUUCCUGAAAAAAUCCUACAGGGAAUGUUAAAAAUGGUUCCCCUAGGCAGAUUGGGGCAUCCUAGUGAAAUUGCUGAAGUGAUCGCCUUCUUGGGCUCAAACAAGAGUUCCUUUGUAACAGGAGCGGCCAUUGAUGUAACUGGUGGAUUCUAGAUAAAAAAACAAUUAUUGAAAUGUUAUCAUUUUUUUAUAACAAAAUUCUGCAGGUCAUGAAGGAGAAAACAUGGCCAGGAAUUACUUAAAA
Trichoplusia ni (cabbage looper) is the source of this 958-nucleotide messenger RNA. Its product is annotated as estradiol 17-beta-dehydrogenase 8. Lineage: Eukaryota; Metazoa; Arthropoda; Insecta; Lepidoptera; Noctuidae. Gene Ontology annotation, molecular function: oxidoreductase activity, acting on the CH-OH group of donors, NAD or NADP as acceptor. The transcript is spliced from 7 exons. Bases 103 to 867 code for a protein of 254 amino acids. The record is from RefSeq and is a predicted model, not a curated record.